AGAUUCGAAAGUGGUCAAGCAGUUAGUCAGUGGAGCGACGUAAAACGCGUCGCGCGUCGAUCGCGACACAAUAAGAGACCCAAAUAGAAAAACUAUUUGUUCGAUUUAAAAAGUUUGAACCGACCGGCGGGAACGAUUGACAUCAAUCAAAAUUCUUCGCGUAUUUUGGUUGUUGUGGUAAAUUUGUGCUGUGUUUUAAAGUUGUAAAAUACGUGACACUGUUACAUAAAUAUUUUCGAAAUAAUUGCGGUCAUUUACGGAGGUUUGCGCAUACGCACGUCCAACUUCGGAGUUGUAUACGAAGUAGUUCGCGAUCGACCGCCAGCGGGAGAGCAAGUCGCUUGCGGCGGAGUUCAACACAAAUAAGAAUAACACUCAAUGGGGAGGAUCUAGUGUUGUGUGGUGUUGUGUGUGCUUUCUGUGUUCGUACAAUUGUGUUUUGACAGUUCCUCAGGAUGCAGGGCCGUGACAAAUUAUGCGCAAAGCUCACGAGCGCAUUCCUAAGGAAGUGGUGGUUCGUGCUGGCCUCUGCGGUGGUUCUACUGCUCCUGGGUAUCACAUGCGCAAUAUUCUUCGGCUCGUGGAUUCGCAUGUUCAUAGACCAUGAGCUGGUACUCCGCCCGGGCUCGAUGACAUUCGAGUGGUGGGCGCGACCACCCGUGCGGCCGUUCGUCCACGUCUACGUCUACAACGUGACGAACGCGGACGAGUUCCUGAACAACGGCUCCAAGCCAGUGUUGGACGAAUUAGGACCUUACGUCUAUUCAGAAGAAUGGGAGAAAGUGAACAUCACGGACAACGAAAACGGCACACUAUCGUUCCACUACAAGAGGACGUACACCUUCAUGCCAGAUCUCAGCGCAGGCCCUGAUGAUGACUCCGUAGUGGUGCCCAAUAUACCCAUGUUGAGUGCAACAUCUCAAUCAAAGCACGCCGCACGAUUCCUCCGGCUUGCCAUGGCUUCCAUCAUGGACAUCCUCAAGAUCAAACCCUUCGUGGAAGUGUCUGUGGGGCAACUGCUCUGGGGAUACGAAGAUCCGCUGCUGAAACUGGCCAAAGACGUGGUGCCGAAGGAACAGAAGCUCCCAUAUGAGGAGUUUGGACUCUUUUAUGGGAAAAACGGCACUUCGCCAGACGUAGUAACCAUGUUCAGCGGCGGCUCUGACAUCACGAAGUACGGCAUCUUCCAACGCUACAACCAUCGCGAACGCCUGCCCCACUGGAGCACGGACGAGUGUAACAGCAUCGCCGGCUCUGACGGCUCCAUCUUCCCUCCCCACAUCACCAGGAAUGACACCCUCGCCGUCUAUGACAAGGAUCUGUGUAGACUUUUACCCCUCCGAUACCUCAAAGACGUAGAAUCGAGCGCGGGCGUGCAAGGCUUCAGAUUCACCCCACCAGAGGACGUGUUCGCGGACGACGAGCAUAACAAGUGUUUCUGCCCCGCCGGCCCGCCGUGCGCCCCCAACGGGCUAUUCAACGUAUCCCUAUGUCAAUAUGAUUCGCCUAUAAUGCUUUCCUUCCCGCACUUCUACUUGGCUGACGAGAGAUUCCGCGAAGCUGUGGAAGGCAUUUCACCUCCCGUACCUGACAAGCAUCGCCUCUACAUUGACAUUCAGCCCGAGAUGGGCACGGCGAUGCAGGCGCGCGCGCGCGUUCAGAUCAACCUGGCGGUGUCGCAGGUGGUGGACAUCAAGCAGGUCGCCAACUUCCCCGACAUCGUCUUCCCCAUACUGUGGUUUGAAGAGGGCAUAGAUGAGCUCCCGGAAUCUGUAUCAUCGAUGCUCCGGCUGGCCACCAAGGUGCCGCCCAUCGCACGCGCGGUCCUCGGCUGGGGGCUCUCCGCUCUGGGGAUACUGCUCAUCCUCCUCGCAGUCACCUGCCUCAUCCGGUCGUCACAUCGUCAAAGUACGUUAAGGCUGGAAGGUCACGCGGUAGCCAAGCCUCCGCCUCCAAAAAUACCCGGCAAAGAAAAUGGUUACGAGUUAAACAAUAGAAGAUAACAUGUAAAUUGCGCUUUUAUUAUUCUUAAAUAUAUUCGUAAACGUGUUUGUCACCGUUUUUUGGCUCGAUUUUUUUCUAUCACUUUCUACCAAAUUGGUAGAAUUCGGUAGAAAGGUAUUUUAUGUGAAAUGUUCUUGCAACACUGUUGUAUGAAUUUGUGCCAAACCAAAAAUCUACCAUAAAUAGAGAAAGAAAUCUUUGCAAAAAUUAGAAGAAAUUGAACAAAAAUAAUAUUUUGCAAACUAUGACACGAAUAAAAUGAAAAUUUGAGCCAAAAAACGGUUAUAUUCAUACCCCUAUAGAUUAAAAAACAAUAGCCUUAAAAUAUUAUAAAUUCAAAUUAAACUCCCCCUAUAUUUAGAACUUUGUAUUUUUGUUAAGUUUUGUGACUCGAAUUCGAUAUUAUUUACUUUUGAUCUUGAAAAAAUUAUAUUUGUCAACUUUAUUUUACGGUAAAAAUGGUAUUUUAGUUUAUUCCUUAGCAUUUUUACUCGUUUAGGUACCACCUCUUUAACGUUAUAGGGUACUAUUAAAUAGUUCGUUUUUUAUUUUAAGUUUUCUUUCAACGAAUGUGAUAAUUUCAAAUUUAAGAUUCGAACAAAUUUAGUUUUAAUAACAUUCGGGAAUUUGGUUUGAAUGACUGUUUUUUUAACUGUAAAUAUUUUUAAAUCUUCGGUCGGGCUUCGGGUUGCCAUUAAAUAAAAACUUUGCAGUUUUAAGGCAAAUGUAAAAAUUAGACAAAAAUAAAUUUUAUAACACGGAUGAUGAAAUAGGUAGGUUUUAAAGUCAUAAAUGUUAUAAAAUUGAAGGAAUCGCAAGGUUUACUGUAGGUAAAUACGCGGUAAAUUAAGAUAAGAUUAUAAGAAAAGAUAAAAAGUUGGUCUAAGUCGAGCGUCUAUCAUUUUUUUAUAAAUUAUCAGAUAUCAAUCUGUUUACUCUGAAUAAUAACAAAAAAUAGUUUUAUAGUAUACUUUCCGAUAUUUUGAGUUUUAUUUUGUAAAUAAAUAUUAUUUUGACUUUUUAAAGGUAAAAAAACAAUAGGUAGGUAGGUACUUAUUUACUUUAAAAAUCUUAUCUUAAUUUAUCUUAUUACUAAAUACCUAAAAUGUACAUUAUUUUUACUGAUAGACUAGUCUGUAUCCAUCCUUAGGUCUAGGUGUACUUUUUUACCAUUUACUUUUUUUUCUUAGCCUUAAAUCUAUCAAGGAAUGGUAUUAGUUUAAUUUUAGUCAUAUUAUAACGUGAAUCAUAUAUUAUAUUAUCUUGUUACUUGUCUUACAAUCACAUACAAUUAUAACAAUAAUUCAGAUAGCACGAUCGUCAUUUUGAUUCUUAUAAAAAUAUAUCACAAAAUUAGCAAUAAUAAUAUCAAAAUAAUAAUCCUACUGCCUAAACUAUUGAGUGAUACAAAUUUUUUGAUAUAGUUAAAUAAAUCCCAAUGAUGAUUGAUAUAUUUUCAACUUAAAUCUACCUACAUAAUAUCAUGUAAAGAUAUUUAUGUAUCUAUUCUUUGACAUGAUUAAAUAUUUACUUUUGACUGUUGUGCAUGGAUGUGAAAUAAUUUGACGUGAUAAUUAUAACGAUAUAUUAAGACAAUAUACUAUAUCUUAAAUAAUAUAGUACAUAUACUGAAAACACUGAUUUUUUUUCACAUAGUUUUCCAUGUUGACAAAAGGUCUACUUAAAACAAUAUUGCUGUAUAAAAAAAUUGAACUUAAAAGUUUGUAUUUUGUUAUAAAUAUGUUUUUUAAACGAAUGUAGAAUUGAUUAGUUUGAUUAUAGUGUAUUAAUAUUGUAGGGACCUCACUAAUAAAAAUUUACACAUUGCCUAUAGUUACAUGGUAUUUCUGACAAACAGUUGACGUGUAUAAAUCAAGUACCUUUACUCUAUAAAAACUAUGUAAAUUAUACUAAAGACCUAUAAAUUUGAUACUAUUCGAUUUGUAUUACCUAAACUAGCGACGUUGUUUUUUUGUUUGGAAUAAAAUUAAAAAAAAAAUAGUUAUGAUUUAAAUGUUAAUUUGUGAAUGUAUUUGUACUGAAAUAUAAAAUAAAAGUUAUGUCAUUCCUUUAAUAGGACAGUGCUUGUGGCAACACUAAACAGUUGUGGCUUGAAUACAUUAUGUAACAAUUUCUAUUUAUUUACAUGGGAGAAGAUCUUUUUUGUUAAUUUAGUACCUACUUUUUACCUAUUCAUGUUUUUAUGCACCAAUUCUGUUAAUGUUGCCACAUCAUCUACCUAUAAUUUGCUCAAAUUCGGGACUUAAUUUUUAACGCACGUUUAUUAUAAUUUUAUUGUGUAAAGUGCGUUAUGUAAAUAAAUGAAUAAAGGUGUAAGUUAUAUUACAAAUA
Messenger RNA from Maniola jurtina (meadow brown), 4356 nucleotides. It is a transcript of the gene emp, whose product is annotated as scavenger receptor class B member 1. The transcript has 12 exons. The record is from RefSeq and is a predicted model, not a curated record. Bases 456 to 2003 code for a protein of 515 amino acids. Gene Ontology annotation, molecular function: scavenger receptor activity. Lineage: Eukaryota; Metazoa; Arthropoda; Insecta; Lepidoptera; Nymphalidae. Gene Ontology annotation, cellular component: lysosome; cytoplasm; membrane.